CGCAAUGUAGCACUUGAUAAAAUCUCGUUCAAUCGGCAUCCUAUCGUAACAUGCCCCAGAGAUUAAGUUCCUGGGUAUUUAAGGCUGAACGCAGAGGCGAAGUGCUAUCAGAUACAGUUGCAGAUAUUACUGGCGUCGUCUGCUACUGCUGUGAUGUACUGCGUUCGGGCUCUUCAAAGCCAGGGAACACCAUGGCUGAUUGCUGCACAAGAAAUUCAACGGCGAUGCUUUCAUGUUUCGCCUCUUGCUGCUGCAGCUCGGAAAGUCGCCAUGAGCAGGUUCGACAAAGACAGUUACUUGCCCUACGAGAAACUUGAAAAGAACCUAGGUAUUGUUAAAAAGAGACUGGCUCAUCCUCUGACAUUGGCUGAAAAGGUUCUUUAUUCUCAUUUGGAUGAACCAGAGAAGCAGGAUAUUGAACGUGGCACAAGUUACCUCAGAUUGAGACCAGACCGUGUUGCAAUGCAAGAUGUAACUGCACAGAUGGCAAUGCUGCAGUUUAUCUCAUCAGGUCUGCCAAGGGUUGCUGUCCCUUCAACAAUACACUGUGAUCAUCUUAUUGAAGCUCAGGUUGGUGGUGAAAAAGAUCUUGCAAGAGCCAAGAAUCUCAACCAAGAAGUGUAUGACUUCCUGAGUUCAGCUUGUGCCAAGUAUGGAAUUGGUUUCUGGAAACCUGGUUCUGGGAUCAUUCAUCAGAUUAUCCUUGAGAAUUAUGCUUUCCCAGGACUGUUAAUUAUUGGUACGGACUCUCACACACCAAAUGGUGGAGGGCUUGGUGGUCUGUGUAUUGGCGUUGGUGGAGCUGAUGCUGUUGAUGUCAUGGCAGAUAUUCCAUGGGAACUCAGAUGCCCAAAGGUAAUUGGAGUAAAGCUGACAGGCAAGUUGCAGGGAUGGACAUCACCCAAAGAUAUCAUUUUGAAAGUUGCUGGAAUACUCACUGUGAAAGGAGGCACUGGUGCUAUUGUGGAGUACCAUGGUCCUGGAGUGGACUCAAUUUCGUGCACUGGUAUGGCCACUAUUUGUAACAUGGGUGCUGAGAUUGGUGCAACCACUUCAAUUUUCCCAUACAAUCGGCGUAUGAGAGACUAUUUGGUAGCCACAAAUAGAGAGGAAAUUGCUGAGGAGGCAGACAAACAUGUUGAGUCACUUUUCUCAGCAGAUCCAGGAGCAACUUAUGAUCAGAUAAUAGAGCUGAACUUGGACACAUUAGAACCACACAUCAAUGGUCCUUUCACUCCAGAUUUAUGUCAUCCUGUUUCAAAAGUUGGUCAAACAGCUAAGGAGAAAGGAUGGCCUGUGGACAUUAGAGUGGGUCUCAUUGGUAGUUGCACAAAUUCUAGUUAUGAGGACAUGGGCCGAUGUGCAAGCAUUGUCAAGCAAGCACUAAAACAUGGACUCAAAUCGAAGAUUCCAUUCAAUGUAACACCUGGAUCUGAACAAGUGCGAGCAACAAUUGAGAGGGAUGGAAUUGCAGAAACACUAAGACAGUUCGGAGGCACAGUCUUGGCUAAUGCCUGUGGACCUUGUAUUGGACAAUGGGAUCGAAAAGAUAUUAAGCAAGGAGAGAAAAACACAAUUGUUUCUUCAUACAACCGUAACUUCACUGGACGAAAUGAUGCAAAUCCUGCAACACAUGCCUUUGUGACAUCACCUGAGCUCGUUACUGCUCUGUCCAUUGCAGGCACCCUUGACUUUGACCCCAGGAGGGAUACCCUGAAGGGAGCAGAUGGCAAGGAAUUUAAGUUGGAUGACCCCUUCGCUGAUGAACUGCCACCAAAAGGCUUUGAUCCAGGUGAGGACACAUACCAGGCUCCUCCAGCAGACGGUGGCAACUUGAAAGUUAAUGUUGAUCCUAAGAGCCAACGUCUACAACUUCUAGAACCAUUUGAUGCUUGGGAUGGAAAGGACCUCACUGACAUGGCAAUACUCAUUAAGGUAGAGGGCAAGUGCACAACUGAUCACAUCUCUGCAGCAGGACCGUGGCUGAAAUAUCGAGGCCAUCUGGAUAACAUUUCGAACAACCUGUUCAUAGGAGCUGUGAAUGCUGAUAAUGGUGAAAUGAACAAAGUGAAAAAUCAACUUACUGGUGAAUGGGGACCAGUCCCAGAUGUCGCGAGAGCUUACAAAGCUAAGGGUAUUCGUUGGGUAGCUGUUGGAGAUGAGAAUUAUGGAGAAGGAAGCAGCAGGGAGCUUGCUGCACUGGAACCUCGUUAUUUGGGUGGUCGAGCCAUCAUUGUGAAGUCAUUUGCUCGUAUUGCCGAGACCAACCUGAAGAAGCAGGGUCUACUGCCACUCACUUUCGCUAAUCCUGCAGACUAUGACAAAAUACAGGCUUCAGAUAAGAUCUCACUUCUUGGACUUCAAAAUCUUGCCCCUGGAAAGCCUGUAACUGCAGAACUGAAACAUGCAGAUGGCAGGAAAGAACGGAUACAAUUGAAUCACACACUGAAUGAGCAGCAUAUAGAAUGGUUCAAGGCAGGGAGUGCCCUUAAUCAUAUGAAGAGAAUUGCAGCAGGAAAGUAAAGGAGAUAUGGUACACCAUUAUUUAUGCAAGAAGUAGACAAUUGAAGGACUGUAACAAGUGAAAUUUUGUGUAUAUGAUGAACAUAUUGUUCUAUGUUCGUAAUACUACACAUUUGUGAUAGAACAUAUGUGCAGUAAUUUACACACACUGAAGUAUUGUAAGAUAAAAUGAUGGGAAGUCCAGGAUGGAAUAAUAAUAAUAAUUAUAACAAUAAUAAUAAUAUGAAAAGGGUAGACUGCUAGUCAUCACAUAGAGGAGGUGUUGAGCCACGGAAAGACUCAAUGGAAAGACUGUUAAACUUAAGCUUUUGCCACCUUAGACAGUAGUUGUGUGUGUGUGUGUGUGUGUGUGUGUGUGUGUGUGUGUGAGAGAGAGAGAGAGAGAGAGAGAGAGAGAGAGAGAGAGAGAGAGAGAGAGCACGCGCGUCGCUUCUGAUGGAGGACUUUUCUGUCUGAAAGCUAAAAGUAUAGCAGUCUUUUCAUUGUGCCUGUCUGUGACUCAAUGCAUCCUGUAUGUGGUGAGUAGCAAUCUAUCCUUUCCAUAUUGUUAGUAUUUAAGUCUGUUAUUCUAACCAUUUUAUUGUAAAUGGGCAAUUGUUACACAGUGCCUUCUUUUCUGUAACUAAUUUUUGAUAAUUACUGAAAUCAACGCCAACAUUUAACUGCUGUACGUAGUAUAUUAUGGUGCUAAUCAUGAUGAUGGUAUGUUACUAAAAUAUUAUGGUCUGCUGUAUGUAAAAAUUAAAAACAGACAUCAGUGGAGCAAGAUUCACAAAAGUUGAAAAAGAUGCAAGAGAACUGGAAAUUUCUCCUAAAGAUAUCCAGGAGCACAAUCUGCUUGAGAAAAAAUCAUGAAUGUACAAAGAUUUCUAGGAGUAGCUGAAGUUGAAGACAGGGAGGGCUUGGACCAAAGAGAAUAAAGAACAACAUUGGAAACGAAAGGAGGAGGAGGAGGAGAAGAAGAAGAAGAAGAAUGGAGUCAUAUGAUUGUUUACUGAGUAUGGACCAGUGCAGCCCUAAAGACUGUAUCAGUUGAAGUAAGGCUAUUAGUUUUAUACUCAUUUCCUAAAGCAUGGAAGGAGCCUGGAUCAUGCAAAUAUGUUCUACUCAUAACUAGGGUAUUGUGGUGUGUUAAUUUCUGUCUCUGCAGCUGAGACACUUGUUUGCAUUGACAAAUGUGGUAUCUACAUUCCUAUAUGCCUAUUGUAAGAUAGACCCUGAGAGCUUUCUAAACAUUCCAUUGUUCUGUAGUUGAAAUUUCAAUGAGAUUUAAAUAUAACACGUUUUGUGGAGUUUGUUAUUCAGAUGGAAAAUAAA
This is a messenger RNA of Schistocerca serialis cubense, 3840 nucleotides long. Its product is annotated as aconitate hydratase, mitochondrial-like. The record is from RefSeq and is a predicted model, not a curated record. Bases 154 to 2523 code for a protein of 789 amino acids. Gene Ontology annotation, cellular component: mitochondrion; cytosol. The transcript is spliced from 15 exons. Gene Ontology annotation, biological process: tricarboxylic acid cycle. Lineage: Eukaryota; Metazoa; Arthropoda; Insecta; Orthoptera; Acrididae. Gene Ontology annotation, molecular function: aconitate hydratase activity; 4 iron, 4 sulfur cluster binding.